Solea senegalensis (Senegalese sole) is the source of this 1242-nucleotide messenger RNA. It is a transcript of the gene arg1, whose product is annotated as arginase 1. Lineage: Eukaryota; Metazoa; Chordata; Actinopteri; Pleuronectiformes; Soleidae. Gene Ontology annotation, cellular component: cytosol; nucleus; cytoplasm. The coding region runs from base 50 to 1078 and encodes 342 amino acids. Gene Ontology annotation, molecular function: arginase activity; manganese ion binding. The record is from RefSeq and is a predicted model, not a curated record. The transcript is spliced from 8 exons.
CUCGUGUGUGUCUGUGCGCGCUCUCGCUCGCGGAUCGUCAGCAUCCAGCAUGUGGAGCGCGAGGACACUGCGGCGGGUCAUGGUGACAGGAUCAAACCUUCAUCUUCAUCAUCAUCGUCAUCAUCACUUGUCCGCGGGAAUCAUCGGAGCACCGUUCUCUAAGGGACAGCCCAGAGACGGCGUGGACCGAGGACCGGACGCGAUCAGAGCCGCGGGUUUGCUGCUCAAACUGCAGCAACAAGGUUGUGCAGUGAAGGAUUAUGGGAACCUGGAGUUUGAGGACGUGUUUGAGGAUGCGCCCGUGGGUCGGGUGAAGCGUGCGAGGGCGGUGGGCGGCGCCAACCAGAGGCUGUCGGAGGCGGUGCGGGCGGUGAAGAGGGACGGACACACGAGUGUGAUGCUGGGAGGAGAUCACAGCCUGGCGAUCGGAUCCAUCCACGGUCACGCGGCGGCCGUUGGAGAGUUGGGCGUGGUUUGGGUCGACGCCCACGCCGACAUCAACACCCCACUGACCACGCCCACCGGAAACAUCCACGGACAGCCCAUGUCGUACCUGCUGCGUGAGCUGCAGUCCAAGAUUCCCGUUCUUCCGAACUUUUCCUGGAUCAAAGCGUGCGUUUCCGCCAAAGACGUGGUCUACAUCGGUUUGAGGGACGUGGAUCCGGAGGAACAUUUCAUCCUGAAGACGCUGGGAGUGAAGAUGUUCUCCAUGUCACAGGUGGAUCAGCUCGGUGUCGCCAAGGUCAUGGAGGAAACAUGUGACUACCUUUCUGCCAAAGUGAAGAAACCGAUUCACCUCAGUUACGACAUCGAUGCCAUUGACCCCUCUGUUACCCCGGCAACGGGAACACCAGUGGUGGGAGGACUGACUUACCGGGAGGGCGUGUACAUUACGGAACACCUGUGUCAGACAGGUCUCCUGUCGGCGGUCGACCUGGUGGAGGUGAAUCCUCUGCGAGGUCACGGCGAGGACGGCGUGACCUCCACGGUGGACACGGCGGUCGCCCUGCUGCUCGGCUGCUUCGGACGACUUCGCGAGGGAAACCACUCGUCCAAUUAUCGUCUGCCCGAACCAUGAGCGGGGCCACGCCCACACGUACUGACGCACACCUGCGCGUGACGUCAGUGAACGACAUGUUUAAAACAGUCGACCUGUCUUCAGAUAAAUGGCGUUUUAUUAACUAUAAACAUUUUAGAAUUUAUAAACUUUGUAAAACUGGAUAUUAAACAAAAAAGAUCAAA